AUGCGCUGCCAUGCCACCGAAUGCGCCCUCCAAAAAGUAGCCGGCCCCGCGUCGGCCGCCGCCAAACGUAAAGAGGCGCCUUCCAGCAACGAUGCCUCGAAGAAAGGCAGCCCGGCGCCUGGCGCGGCUCGCUGGCCCGUCAAGCGCCUCAAGAUGAGCGAAGACCGAAAGAUCGUGCCCCGCGGCAUGCGCAGACGCACGGCGAGCCAUAAUGUCAAGAGGGUUCCCAAGAGGCUUCGCAACAGGGCCAUGAAAGAGAUGCGCGACGACAACACACCGACUGUGACCUCGCGACGGCGCAAACCGACCACGACGCGGGCUAGAAUCAGAUCGGAGACGGCGAGAAAGCUGGGCAUAUUGGCCGAGAAGAGGCGCAAACGGAAGCUCAAGGCCGCGAAAGAGAAGGCUCCCACCGACGGCGGUUCUAUGAAUGAUGCCCCGAGCAUCCAGACGAAAAUCACAACGCGUCCGGCUCGACCCAAGAUCAGGCGGAACGUCCUCAACGAUCCACCACGACCAAAGUCCAAGUUUCGUAAACGUCAACUGCAAAAGACCUGGCUGCCGACCCAUCUUUGGCAUGCUAAAAGAGCUAGAAUGACGGAGCCCGCGAAGCCUCUAUGGAGGUUUGCGAUUCCCCUGACACCCAACGAAAAGAUAUACCGCGCAACGCACCGGGGCCAGGGUGAGAGAGGCGCCGUGGCCUGGGAUAUGAGUUACAUGAGUACCAUUGGUCUUUACGGUAACGAGAACGGGGUCUGUCAAGUUCUCCGCAAGCUUGGAGUCAUGCAGGAAAGCUGCUGGAGCGAGAGGGGCCAGAGGUGGCGGGCUGGUACCAGGCAUUGGAACGGCAUGCUCAGCAGGGACACGAGGCUUGGACGGCGGCUCAUAUGCCCGGCUACUAUUCAAUGGAAUCCACAAGAUGCCGAGCAACAGCAGACUCCAGGAAACGAAGACUCGGACCCCAAGAAGAGGCAACGACAGCUAUUCAUCAGGGUUCACCCCUCGUCGUUCCUGGAGCUGUUCAAUGAGCUUCUUCGGCUGGUCAAGAUGCAGACGCCACAGCUCUUCAUCGAAGACUUGCGAUUCGAGAUUGGCAGCAUCGAAAUCACUGGUCCGGCAUCGACGGAAGUCCUUUUGGGGGUUCUUCAACCCUAUUUCACCGAUCUGGCCAAGAAGGAGCCGCAUGCCAACAUUUUCGGCGGCUUGACCAGCGCUGCAACACCAUCAGCUUUGCCUCCCAAUUCUUCCCUGGCAUUUUCUACCCUGGACCCACGCUUGAGGUAUCCGCCGCGAAAACUCGCUCCCCCAGAUCUCAGCGACGAGGGCCAGUCGCGGCUCAUGAGCCUUUUGUCGAGUUGGCCAGCUGACGAGGGCCUCCAACCCUACUCGAUCUUCGACCGCGAUCAACGUUUCUCGGCUUCAAGGCUACCGAGGCAAAAGUCCGUGAACAAGCGAAAAGGAGCUCGCAUCCCCGGGACCGACCUUGACCCCAGUCCCUCGGAUCCUCCCAUUCCCAUCCUGCUUCACGCAUCCCGGUCAGCGCGCGGCGCAGAGGCUCAAGGAACGUGGACUGUCCUCGCACCUUUCAAAUGCAUCCAGGCCCAUCUGGUACAGCCUCGUGCACUUCCCGCUGGCGUCAGCGGGCAAUCAAAAGUUUUGCCGGGGUUGAACGAGGAAGGACAAGCCCCCUUUGAACGCGGUUUGCCCUAA
Molecule: messenger RNA, 1710 nt
Organism: Verticillium alfalfae VaMs.102
Lineage: Eukaryota; Fungi; Ascomycota; Sordariomycetes; Glomerellales; Plectosphaerellaceae
Product: ribonucleases P/MRP protein subunit
Exons: 2
Coding region: 1-1710 (569 amino acids)
Biological process (GO): tRNA 5'-leader removal
Cellular component (GO): nucleolar ribonuclease P complex; ribonuclease MRP complex
Source: RefSeq, a predicted model, not a curated record